CCGUGACGUGUUUGACGUCAUCUCCAAGCGACUUCUCCGCGCGCUAUUCGGAGAAACGAACUCGCGGUGGGGAAAGAAAAAGAAAAUUUGGAGCUAAUUAGCGGACAACAACCUUGUUCUCUGGAUUAUUGAACCUCAGCAGGACACUGAUGUUUUCUCCGCGUGGCGGCCCGAGUUCGGCCCGCCGGCAGCAGAGCAGAACACCCGCCAGGAGAACGUCCAGCAGCCUUCUGCUCACCCCAAGGAGGACGACUCUAUCGGGGAGACCGACGCCCACUCGUGAUCAAAGCAACGCCCCCUCGGACGGCCUCAACUAUGACGUGCAAACGUUCGGUUCUUCACUCCCUGUCAAAGUGAUGGAAGUGCUGACUGUGCUUAACGCUGAGGAGCAGAUAUCUGUGAAAGUGAGUGAGAGUGGCUGGGCCUGGAUGGUCUGCGGAGACAGACUCAUCAUCUGGAAGAUAUCCCAGACAGCAGUGACCAAGCUGAGUGUGUGUAAAGAGCUUCAGCUGCCCAACAGCCAGUACAACUACACAGCCGACCAUGUGGCCGUCACGUCGACCGGGCCAUUGGAAGUAGCGCCAGUGCAGGGGUUGUCUGUGCUGGCCGUGGCUGCCGAGGGCACCGCUCGCUUGUGGCCCAGCUUGUCUCAGGAGGGCAACUAUUCCGAGGCUGACCUGGACUUGGGAGAUCUGUGUUCCUUUGUGGUGACAGUCACAGACGGCAGCUUUGUGGUGUCCUCGGCUAAAAGUCGCAUGUUGCGCGUUGCAGCAGAUGCUUCAGGAAGGCUUCAGUACCGAGCGCUGCAACAGGGCCAGGGCAUGUUGUCCGGCAUCGGGCGCCGAAUGUCCAGCCUGUUCGGCAUCCUGUCUCCCCCUUCAGACGACGAUCUGCAAAGCUUGUUGUGGGUGGAUGCUACCAGCUCCCUCUACGCGCUGACUAACUCACGCCUCAGCAAAUGGGAAGUGGACGAGAGCUCGGAGCAACAGACGGUCAGCUGGGACACCCAGCGAGCUCUGACCGAAAGCAUCACCGACGCCAUUUGGGGUUCGGAGGGUAACUACGAGGAGAUGCGAAGCGGCAUCAACGUAUCUUUUCUGGACAUGAAGUUUAGCCAGACCGGGUUGGUAAUACUGGCUGCCGCCUGGCACCCAUCUGACACGCCCUGCCUUGUCUACUAUGUCCUGGUCACCGUGCAGGACCUCGGUGCCGCCAUCUCUAACCAGUUCAUUGUGGAAGUCAGCAACUUCAACCCCAACUUCCAGAACAAGUCAGAGCUGUACGCCACACGUCUCUUGCUACCACCUUCUCCUGGCACCACCGCCUUCCUCUACAACAGGGAGCUCGUCUUCGCCUGUUCCACAGGAAGCAGCAGGGUGAACUUUCCUGACGAGAAAAUCCUUUUCAACUCGCCUGGUGAUGGCGUGCGCGGUGGUGGCUGCUGCGCCAACCUGCCCGUCUUCUUCUCUCUGAACAGCGGCUUGGUAGCCGUGGUGGCCCGGGAGCGCGCCUCGAUCCUGCCCGAGACCGUGGAGGACUCGCUGUGCUCGUCUCUGGCGGCAAGACCGGAGGUAUCCGUGAUGGAGCAGCCCAGCCGAGCUGAGCCGGUACCUCAAGAGGACAAACCUAGGCUCCUGAAGGCAGCGUUUCUGCAGUUCUCCCGGAUUCGAGAGCAAGAAAGUGAGGAACUAGGGAGGAUGGAACCAAACGCAGGAAAACUGGAAGGCCAGGCAGGUAACGAUCUCCUGGGUGCUCAGGCACUUAUCGACGAGCUCUUCUCGACUGGUGACGAUGAGGUGGAGGGCGGCGAACUGGACGCCAUGGUGACCCAGAUCGACCUGGACCUGCUGGAUGACUACCCAGCUUCAGACCCCCGUUGGGCUGAGUCUGUGCCUGAUGAGAUCGCUGGGUUCCCACUGACGUCCCUCAUCAUUCUCCAUCAAUUGGAGGACAAGAUGAAGGCCCACAGCUGCUUCAUGGACUUCCUUCUGCAGGUGGGCCUCCUGGAGCGUCUGGGACACGUCUGGGUACGCUCGUCACCCAUGGCCACGCGGCUACUGCUGUGCGAGCACGCCGAGAAGCUGCAGGCGGCCGUGGUCCUGAAAAACCACCACAGCAAACACGGCGAGCUGGUCAAUCGGGCCAUCGGCAUCGCACUGCACAAGAGCAACGCCACCGUGCCACCAGGUCUUACUGGGGCUGAUAUUUUCUUCCGGGAGGUUUCACAGAUCUCCACCAUCUUUGAUUGUCUCCUGGAAGAGGAAGAGAGGAGCUUGAAGGAGAACCCUGUGGACUCAGUGCAGUGGGCUGAGGUGGUUCUGACUGUCAACACAAUCAUCAAGGACAUGCUUCAUGCAGCCGGUCAUUACAGAGAGAGCAAAGCGUCCAUUUAUAGAGCGUCUGAACACGCCGCCGCAGACGUAGAAUACAUCCCGUGGACAGCUCUGAGUGGCGCGGGUGGCAUCCGAACAGUUAUCUCCCGACAACACGAGCUCAUCCUGCGCUCCAUGUACCCCCACGCCGACUCGGAGCUGCGCAGUGUGCUGUGUGAGCAGCUGGUGGCGCUGUUAGACUUCUACUUGGGCAGCUAUGUGUCUCAGCUUAACUCUCUGAAACAGCAGGAGCAAGAGCGCUACAACACCCUGGAAAUGGAGUACAGUCAACGGCGAUCAGAGCUACUGGCGCCACUAUUGGAGUUAGGUCAGUACCAAUGGGUGGCGGCACUGGCUGAAAAGUACUGCGACUUUGACAUCCUGGUCCAAAUGUGCGAGCUGACUGACAACCAGAGCCGCCUGCAGCACUACAUGAGCAAGUUCGAAGAGCAGAACUUUGCGGACUUCCUGUUCCGCUGGUACAUGGAGAAAGGCAAGCGAGGCAAGCUUCUGUCCCAGCCGGCCACUCAGCACCAGCAGCUGGCGGGAUUCCUCCAAGCGCAUCAACACCUCAGCUGGCUACACGACAUACAUGUGCAACACUACCACACUGCUCAAAAAACGCUGUACAAACAAGCCAACCUGGAGACACGGUAUUUUGCCAAGAAGAAGACACUGCUGGCUCUCAGCAAGCUAGCGGCGCUGGCAUCAGAUCUCCCGGAAGACGAGCGUAGCAAACAAGUUGACGAAAUUGUGGAGCAGGAACGCUUCCUGCUACACCAGGAGACGUUACCAAGGCAGCUUUUGGAGGACAAGCAGCAGAACCCUGACACCAUGCCGCUUCUCAGUGCAUACCAGUUGGUCCAACUUUACAUCUGCGACGACAACCGGCGAGCCAAUGAGUAUGACUUCAAGAAGGCUUUGGAUCUCCUGGAGUACAUUCAAGAGCAGGAAGAUGACAUCAACAUCCACUCGCUCAAGUGCCAAAUCUUUGGAAAAGCGCUCAGACGGGAUGAUUGGUCUCACGCUGACUGCAACGACGACCCUCUGGAGGCGGCCAAGGACAGCGUUUUUGUCAAAAUCCUGGUCAAGCUCAUUGACGAAGGUGUUGGACUGCAGACGUACCUGCCAGAGGUCAAGGAGCUGCUGGAGCUAGACGAACUGAGCCCUCUCAAGUCCAAAGCGUACUUUGAGUUUGUGUUGCGGGCAAAUUAUGAACAUUACUUGCAGGCGCAGAUGUGAACGUUCAGCCUUAUUUUCUUUGUACUGUUUUUUUUCGAAAUGAAAUGAUUUGUUACAUGAUUGCUUGUGCUUGCUUUAAAAGUUACCUUGGCUACAUUUGAUACAAAAUAAGAUUUACUUUUGAUCUGUCACUGCAAAGCCUUCAAAUAAAACCUGAGGCAAUGACACAA
Corythoichthys intestinalis (scribbled pipefish) is the source of this 3784-nucleotide messenger RNA. RefSeq names its product nucleoporin 133 (gene nup133). Lineage: Eukaryota; Metazoa; Chordata; Actinopteri; Syngnathiformes; Syngnathidae. Gene Ontology annotation, cellular component: nuclear pore outer ring. The transcript has 26 exons. The record is from RefSeq and is a predicted model, not a curated record. Gene Ontology annotation, biological process: poly(A)+ mRNA export from nucleus; protein import into nucleus; transcription-dependent tethering of RNA polymerase II gene DNA at nuclear periphery. The coding region runs from base 150 to 3614 and encodes 1154 amino acids. Gene Ontology annotation, molecular function: protein binding; structural constituent of nuclear pore.